Ictalurus punctatus (channel catfish) is the source of this 4434-nucleotide messenger RNA. It is a transcript of the gene trim9, whose product is annotated as tripartite motif containing 9. The record is from RefSeq and is a predicted model, not a curated record. Gene Ontology annotation, molecular function: protein binding; zinc ion binding. Bases 108 to 2396 code for a protein of 762 amino acids. The transcript has 9 exons. NCBI's taxonomy places the organism in Eukaryota, Metazoa, Chordata, Actinopteri, Siluriformes, Ictaluridae.
CGGGCUCUGCGCGUGCAUUCUGAAGAGGAUAAGGAAGUCCGAGGUGAUUGUGGGUGAACGGAGAUUUUUUUUCCCCCUCCCCGCUGCUAGCAAAGCUAAAUCUGAAGAUGGAAGAAAUGGAAGAGGAGCUCAAGUGCCCGGUGUGUGGCUCUUUUUUCCGAGAGCCGAUCAUCCUACCGUGCUCGCACAACAUUUGCCUGGCCUGCGCUCGGAACAUCUUGGUGCAAACGCCGGACGCGGAGUCUCCACAGGGCGGCCGCGCCUCCGGCUCAGCGCCGUCCGAUUAUGACUACCUGGACCUGGAUAAGAUGAGUCUGUACAGUGAGUCGGACAGCGGCUACGGUUCUUACGGCGGCUUCGCGAGCGCACCCACCACCCCUUGCCAGAAGUCACCUAAUGGAGUGCGUGUGUUCCCUCCCGCUGCCGUUCCCCCGCCGCAACCUCAGCACCAGCUGCUCCCGCAGCCCAUGGGCACACCGCCGAUUCCGCGCAACGCCUGUCUGACGUGCCCGCAAUGCCACCGCAGCCUGACCCUGGACGAGCGCGGCCUGCGCGGCUUCCCCAAAAACCGGGUGCUCGAAGCCGUUGUGGACCGCUACCAACAGAGCAAAGCGGCAGCUCUGCGCUGUCAGCUGUGCGAGAAAAGCCCACGGGAAGCCACAGCCAUGUGCGAGCAGUGCGACGUGUUUUACUGCGACCCGUGCCGCCUGCGCUGCCACCCGCCGCGAGGUCCGCUCGCCAAACACCGCCUCGUUCCUCCCGCGCAGGGACGCAUCAGCCGGCGCGCCAGCCCGCGCAAGACUUCCACCUGCACCGAGCACGAACUGGAGAACCUCAGCAUGUACUGUGUGCAGUGCAAGACACCUGUGUGCUACCAGUGCCUCGAGGAAGGCAAGCAUUCCGCUCAUGAGGUCAAGGCACUCGGGGCCAUGUGGAAGCUGCACAAGGGGCAGCUUUCUCAGGAACUGAACAUCCUGUCUGAUCGAGCUACUGAGGCCAAAGAGUUUCUUGUUCAGCUCAGAAACAUGGUGCAGCACAUACAGGAGAAUGGAGUUGAAUUUGAAGCAUGCUUGGUGGCUCAGUGUGACGCGCUGAUUGAUGCUCUGAACCGCCGGAAAGCUCAGUUACUGGCCAGAGUGACCAAAGAGCACGAGCACAAACUCAUGGUGGUACGUGAUCAGAUUUCUCACUGCACGGUGAAGUUGCGGCAGACGACGGGGCUGAUGGAAUAUUGUCUUGAGGUCAUCAAGGAAAAUGACCCCAGCGGCUUCCUGCAGAUCUCUGAUGCACUGAUUCGUAGGGUGCAUAUGAUUGAGAGUCAGUGGGGUAAGGGGACACUCACGCCACGUAUGACCAGCGAUUUUGACCUGACACUGGACAGCAGCCCAUUACUACAAACCAUCCACCAGCUUGACUUCGUACAGAUGAAAGGUAUCAAUUAUCAUACAGUAUCAGUGUGUGUGUGUGUGUGUGUGUGUGUGCUUGUAUCUUUGAGUGUGGGGAUGUAUAUGUGUGUACUGAUAAAUGUGUGUGUGUGUGUGUGUGUGUGUGUGUGCACGCGCGCAGUUCCAGCAGCUCCAAUCCUGCAGCUGGAGGAGUGUUGUAGUCAGACGAAUAGUGCCACUCUAUCUUGGAAACAGCCUCCUCUCUCCACGAUCGUUGUGGAAGGCUACAUACUAGAGCUGGAUGAUGGCAGUGGAGGGCAAUUCAGAGAAGUGUACGUUGGCCCGGAGACAAUCUGCACAGUGGACGGCCUUCACUUCAACAGCACGUAUAAAUCUCGUGUUAAAGCCUUUAACUCCAGCGGAGUGGGGCAGUACAGCAAAACACUCGUCAUGCAGACCUCUGAGAUUGCCUGGUUUACCUUUGACCCUGCGUCAGCCCAUCCAGACAUCAUACUGUCUAAUGACAACCUCACAGUCACGUGUAACAGUUACGAUGAUCGUGUUGUCAUGGGCAACACACCCUUCUCCCGUGGGGUGCAUUACUGGGAAAUGACCAUAGAUCGCUAUGACAAUCACCCAGACCCUGCAUUUGGGAUUGCCCGAGGUGACGUGCUGAAAGACGUAAUGUUGGGAAAGGAUGAUAAAGCCUGGGCCAUGUAUGUGGACAACAACCGCUCCUGGUUCAUGCACAACAACUCCCAUACCAACAGAACGGAUGGAGGGAUUGGUAAGGGAGCAACAAUAGGGGUUCUGUUGGAUUUCACCCGGGGGAUUCUGUUGUUUCUUAUCAAUGAUGAGCAACAAGGUCCUGUGGCUUUCGACUCCUUGGAAGGCCUUUACUACCCUGCCAUCAGCCUCAACCGCAACGUUCAGGUGACUCUUCACACUGGACUGCCCAUUCCAGACUUCUACACACUAGGAGAGUCGGACCCUUCAGGCUCCGUAUGCUGAAGACCGACAUAACACACACACACACACACACACACACACACACACACACACACAUACAUUGAUGGAUAAAAAUUAUACUGAUAUUCAGUUCUCAGCUGUUUAUGUGAAAUUCUGGGUUGGUUUAAGACUUCAGUGCUUUUUAAGAAGCUUAGCUGCUAGUUACAACCGUUCAAAUUAAAUUACUUUAUUUUAUGGCAAACGGAGGCAGCAGGAGAGCAGAAUACUACUGUACACUUCCAUUUGUAAUCUUAAAAAGCCACAGAGUUUAUUUUAUGUGUUGUUUAGAGAAAACACUGAUUAAAAAAUGUUAAAAUUAAAAAAUGUUCUCCCUCCCACAAAACACUGCCAUUAUGCUACCAAGUUCAGGCAUGCCUCUCAUUACUCCUCCGAUCUACUUCAUUUAAUCAUCGACUGCUUGAUCAGAUAGAAGAAGAAAAUCAGCAUGGUGUCAUGCGUGUAAAUUCAUAACGAUAUGCACAACUCAAUUUAUAUGAAAGGGAACAGUGAGUAGCAUUUCCACUUUGUAGCUCCAGUGUCCCUUGUUCGAACCUGAGCUCGGGUUACUGCCUGUGUGGAGUUUCGUAUGUUCUGAGGUUUCCUGCACCUCCCCAAAACAUGCCGGUAGGUAGAUUGGCUACUCUAAAUUACCCAAGGUAUAUGUACAUCCAUCCACGGAAUAUAUAUUUCUGGCUCGUUCCUGGGAGAUACACCAUGGCCCACGGUUACUGAAGAUGAAUGAAUUAAUGAAUUUAUAUGAAAACUUGCAACUGCCCCCUGCUGGUCAAGGUUAGAGUUUGUAGCAUUUCUUCAUUUUCUUAUAACUUCAUUAAUAUGAUCAUCACCUUCACUUCAAAUCUGUAAAAAAAAAAAAAAAUUCCAGGUUCAAAAGAUUUUUAUUUUAGACAUAACAGCCCAAAUAUUGUGAUAACUAAUGACAACCAAGAGUUAUUUGUUAUGUUUAUUAUUAUUAUUAUUAUUAUUAUUAUUAUUAUUAUUAUUAUUGUUGUUGUUGUUGUUGUUAUUAUUAUUAUUAUUAUUAUUAUUAUUAUUAUUAUUAUUAUUAUUAUCAUUAUUAUUACUAUUAUAGUUGGUGCUAAAGCAUUAAGAUGUGGCUCUGGUCCUAUAAGCCUAUAAACUACAGAGUCCAGGCAGAUUUUAUACUUAUUAUUAUUAUUAUUAUUAUUAUUAUUAUUGAUCAUAUAUUACUGAUCUGUGCAAAAGUGAAUAUGUGCAGAGAUAAAUUAUGAAUCUGUAGAGGUUAUACAAUGCAGUUUAUCAUUAUAAUUGGACUAUGUGCAGUCGGUUCAGUAUAAUGUGUUAAAUGGAAAAUUCACACACUGACUGUAAUGUCUGUGUGGCCUUUACUGCGCUUUCUUUUUUGUAGAAAGCUGAGAAAUUUUAGGGCAUUUUGUCCUCACAAACUACAAAUUCACACUACACGUACUGCACUCCAUUUACCAAAAAAAAAAUGCUAACUGCAAUCUGUCCAUGAUUGGAAAAUAAACAUUUAAACUUUAAGGUGUAAACUAUAAUCCUUUAUUAUAACUUGACGCUAUACUGAAUCAUUCUCACGAAGUUCAAUGAUGAGAGUGUCAAUAUAGUAAUUUAACAGGAAUGAAGAGACACUGAGAUGUCUCUCACUCAUACACAUACACACACAUACACACACAUACAGGCACAGCAUGAACACUCACUCCACAACAGUCCCCCUUCUGGUCAACUCCUAUAAUGAGCAGCAGUACACACACAUUUCUCUUUCUCUGUCCCCUCCGUUUGUUACUGCCUCAGAGCUGUACAGGCAAAUCGCUAAUACUUAUUGAAAAACUGGUGCUGCUUCUGUUUAUAUGUCUGAAAAUUCCAGUACUAUAUAUAGAUAGAAUGAUAUAUUUGUGUUAUUACCUGCAAUAUAAAAAAAAGCACAGCUUUAAAUAAAAUAAAUAGUAAUUCAUACCGGCAAUAUGUUUUAUGUUCUAGAAGUGCUAGACUUUAUAGAGUGGAUGUUUGCGUGGCUCCAUGUCAUUAGAUGGGGGGGGGGGGG